Messenger RNA from Danaus chrysippus (African queen), 288 nucleotides. Lineage: Eukaryota; Metazoa; Arthropoda; Insecta; Lepidoptera; Nymphalidae. The record is from the annotation of a GenBank genome assembly.
AUGAAGGUAUCAAACCUAAGAUUGAUGCAAAUAGCUGGUUGGGGUGGCGUUAUAGUUGCUUCAACUGGAUUUUUCUUACAAAAUAGACUCAUUGAGAACAUAAGAAAUACAGAGCAUUAUAAAGAUGCUUUGAAGACUUUAAGAUUAAAUGUUGGGGCUGUUCACUAUCUUGGAGAACCCAUAAAGGAUAAGAGGAUUAAAUUAACUGACAGUGAAAAUAAUAACGCCGAUGAGACUAGCGCUAGAUUUUGUGUGCCUGUGACUGGUCCUAAAGACAAAGAAAAGUAG